AUGGAAUUAAGCGAAUCAGAGUCCAGUAUUUUAGAAUCGGCUCUCCUCGACUGCUACGGCAGGUUCAUCACACUCCUCCCGGAGGACGUGCUCAGGGACCACAUACACCUGCCCUUCCACCUCCAGGAGGCAUUCUGGUGGUACUGCGAUAAGUGGCAGGUGAGGCACCCGGAACUCCCCUCGUACAGCUUCAGCGACUUCCUGGAGUUCAUCUGCCGCGACUGUCCGAUCCUGAAGAAGUUCGUGACCACGAACGACCUCAAGAACAUGAUCAGCAACUGGCGCGAGUACGCGAAGAAGAUCCCGGUGCGCGGCGGCAUCAUCUUCAACACCGCCUGCGAGAAGGUGCUGCUCGUGCAGUCCUACAAGAGCAAGAGCUGGAGCUUCCCGCGCGGCAAGCGCGACGAGGCGGAGGACGACGCCAAGUGCGCCGCGCGCGAGAUCCAGGAGGAGACUGGGCUGGACCUCAACUCGAGCAUAAACGGCGACUUCUACCUGGAGAUAGUGGAGAACGACAUGAACCUCAAGUUGUUUCUCAUCCCGGGCGUCGACGACAACGUGCGCCUAAAGUCGUUUUCGGACUACGAAAUAUGCAAGUUCAAGUGGAUUCACCUGCGGCAGCUGGAGAACAUUCACUACCUCCGCUUCUCGACCUUCCAGGUGAAGCCCUUCAUUAAGAAGAUCAUUGAGUUUUCGAAGGACUUUCAGGGCGGCAAGUACGCAUCGCAGUUCCCCGAGGCCUACCAGAGGUACCUGAAGCUGGCGAACAUUAACCAGAUCACGUUCGGUUUAGCCGCACACGGCUCGGCUCCGGGGUCUGCCAGCGGGUGGACCCCCGAGGAGAUGUUCCGGGUCAACUUCGAGAAGUUCGGGAUCGUCUCGACUUACAAGGAGGACGAGGUGAAGCAGGAGAGCAUUUUCCAGAGCUGGACGCCUGUGGAGAUCAGGCCUAAGAACAAGAGGUACAAGGAGCGCGAGCUGGUCAAGUUCGACCCUGACCAGUUUUCUAGCAAGUAG
Messenger RNA from Theileria orientalis strain Shintoku, 1017 nucleotides. RefSeq lists its product as uncharacterized. NCBI's taxonomy places the organism in Eukaryota, Apicomplexa, Aconoidasida, Piroplasmida, Theileriidae. Gene Ontology annotation, cellular component: cytoplasm. Gene Ontology annotation, molecular function: manganese ion binding; hydrolase activity; RNA binding. Gene Ontology annotation, biological process: deadenylation-dependent decapping of nuclear-transcribed mRNA. The record is from RefSeq and is a predicted model, not a curated record. The transcript has 2 exons. The coding region runs from base 1 to 1017 and encodes 338 amino acids.